Molecule: messenger RNA, 1797 nt
Organism: Penicillium argentinense
Lineage: Eukaryota; Fungi; Ascomycota; Eurotiomycetes; Eurotiales; Aspergillaceae
Exons: 5
Coding region: 1-1797 (598 amino acids)
Source: RefSeq, a predicted model, not a curated record
AUGCCACCCUUCAAGGAUGAGCACAUUCUUCUCAUUGCGCCAGGCUCGCAAAUGACCCUGGCGCAGCUCGGCCUGCCCGAAACAUUCACCCCCCGCGCGAUUCCGCUUCCCAACGCGCAUUUUGAGCCAUACCGAAUUCGCGAGAUACGCCAUGAAGCCAAGGUCCCCAAUGGCUCGGGCGCCCCCGAAGAGGAGCCUCCAAAGGAGGACACCGAAAUGAAGGAUUCCACAUCUGCAGCCGCAGACGGCACUGCAACUGAGACCGCUGCUGGCGCUGAAGCCGGCGCGGAAGGUGGCGAGAAGACGGAGGAGUCUACUCAGACGGUCCAAGAGGUCUUCUACGACGAGGACGUGACAUCCGAAGAAGGCGCCGUCUACCCUAUUCAGAACGGCCGCAUUGUCGACUGGGAGUGCUUCUUUGCUCUGUUGACUCAUAUCUUCAACGCCCUUAGUCCGCCAUUCCAUACGCCCGUCUUGAUGAUCGCCCAGCCGGUCUGGUCCGCGCGCGAUCGCGAAACCAUUGCCCAGUUCGUCUUUGAGAAGUUCAAGGUCCCGGGAUUCACCCUGAUGGACUCGGCGCUGGCCGCGUGCUAUGGGUACGGUGUCCAGACCGCCACUGUCGUUGAUGUGGGCAAGAACAAAGUGGACGUGACUGCCGUGGUCGACUUCCAGAUUCAGGAACACGGCCGAGGAAUCGCGCUGGAAGGUUGCGGCGGUGAUGCUAUGACUGAUCGUUUGGUGGAGCUCCUUGGCUCCAAGGGAUUUAGUCGGGAGAUGUGUGAGCAGCUCAAGCGGAGCAACAUCACCGAGAUCCUGCCCCCGGGAACUCCACUUCCCGGUUCGUCAGCUACUGCCCAUCAGGGCACCAAUCCUGCGGCGCCAGGGGAUGCGAACGGCUCCGGUUCUGCUCCUGGCACCGAGGGUAACGGCGAGAACAACGGAGAAGAGGAGGGUGUUCUGGAUGUCGCUGCUAUUGUCAGCGGUAAUACAUCGGAGUACCUUGCGAACAUGGAGAAGGAGAAGGCCAACACCAAGAAGGGUGCUGCUGACCCCAAGCAGCCCAAGCUUCCCAACGCUCAAAAGGACAAGGGAACAUUCCAGUUCGAAGAGUUCAUUGAAAUGGAGGAAGAGAACACUACUGGCGGUGCCAAGCGAUACAAGCGCAACAGCCGGGAAAUCGCUGUUGGUGUUGAACGCUUCCUUUCAACAACUGCUCGACAGCAAGCUGGUCCUCGCUUGACCAGCGGCAUUCUCGACGACAUUGCCACUCAAAUUUACCACACUAUCUCUUCCGUUCCUUAUGUCUCCAAGCGAAGCGAGCUGUGGGACUCCCUCAUCAUCGUUGGCUGUGGCAGCAAAGUUCGAGGUUUUGUUCCGGCCCUUCUUGGUGUCAUUACCCAAAAAUUCAUCCUCUCUCCCACCUCCUCGAUCUUCACCUCUGAAAUCCCCUCCACCAUCUCAACUCCUCUUGGCACUGGAGCAAACACCCCGGCCCCCGUGCCGCAAGGCCAAUCCGCCCCCGGUCCCAUGUAUCACCCAGCUGCUCACGGCUCUCUGAAGCUUCCUGAGUACUUCCCCGAGUUCAAGGAUCAACCCAACACCAAUGCCCCAGGCGCCAGUUCCGGCCCCGGCAGCACUUCGCAGGGCGGCCACGGCACCGAAGAAGCCGUCUUCCUCGGUGCGCAGAUGGCGGCCAAGGUCUUCUUCGUGAUCGACCAAGGUCUGUCAAAGGGCUACCUGAGCCGCAUGGACUACAAUGAGAGUGGACCAUCGGCUAUCCACGAGACCACUCUCUAG